Molecule: messenger RNA, 1726 nt
Organism: Paramecium sonneborni
Lineage: Eukaryota; Ciliophora; Oligohymenophorea; Peniculida; Parameciidae
Source: the annotation of a GenBank genome assembly
AUGGAAAGCAAACUAUAAAAUUUUGAGAUCCUGAACAAGCUAGGUAUGAUUGAAGUAGUUAAAAUUGUUUUAGGUUCCGGAGCCUAUUCUUCUGUUUACAAAGUGUAAAGAAAGUCUGAUGGAAAUAUUUAUGCUUUAAAGAAAGUAAAUAGAUGUCAUGAAAUAAAAUAAAGGUUAAAUUAGUGGAUAUUGGGGAUAGAGAGAAACAGAAUGCUUUGAAUGAGGUUCGUUUUAUAGCAUCAAUUCAUCAUGAGAAUGUGGUUUCUUACAAGGAAUGUUUUAUAGAAGAUAACAAUUUAUGGUAUGAUAAAUCGUUGUAAACUAAGUAUUAUAAUGGAGUACGCAGAAGGAGGAGAUUUAUUGUAAAAGAUUUAGAGGUUUGUAAAAAAAUAGUAAAUGAUUCCGGAAUAAGAAAUAUGGCAAGUUGCAAUAUAAGUUUUAUAAGGAUUAAGAGCAUUACAUCAUAAAAAAAUAUUACAUCGUGAUUUGAAAUGUGCAAAUAUAUUUUUAUAUGAAAAUGAUUAAGUGAAGCUUGGUGACUUUAAUGUUUCUAAAUUGGCUAAAAAUGGUUUAGUUUACACUUAAACUGGUACACCAUAUUAUGCUAGUCCAGAAGUUUGGUAAGAUAAACCAUAUGAUCAUAAAGCUGAUAUUUGGUCAUUAGGUUGUGUCAUUUAUGAAGCCUGCUCUCUUAAACCGUAUAUAUGAUUAAACUAUUAGUGUUAGACCAUUUAGAGCUAAAGAUAUGGAUGGACUUUAUAAAUCUGUUCUAAGAGGAUAAUAUUAACCUAUCCCAGUAAUUUAUUCAUAAGAGUUAGUUCAAUUGAUUAAAACUAUGAUGUAAGUACAUCCUCAAAAUCGACCAGAUUGUGGUAAAGAUUUAUAAAUCAUAUUUUAGAUAAGUUACUUUAAUAUUAAUAUGUACAAAAGAAGGCAAAAUAAUUUGAUAUUCCUUUAAAUUCUGAAGAUAUCGAAGAUGAUUUAUUAAAGACUAUUAAAUGGCCAAUCACUAGAAAAGGAUUGUAAACUAAUAAAUCAGAACUUAUCAAUUUAAAUUUCUAAUUGCCUGGUAGUAAUUACUUAAAUUAACAUAAUUCUAAUCAUAUUAGAAGAAAUCAAUAAUCUAAUAGAAUUAAAUCUUAAGAUACUAAUGAUUCCAUAUCUCUUAAUUAACCUAAUGAGGCUUUACAUUAAUUAAUGAAAUAAAUUACUUAACUUGAAUAAAAAGAUAUUGAAAGGAGUCCUAAUGUUAAAUAGAAUCUAAACAAAUCUACUUCUAAAUAGACUAUUUAAGAUAAUAUCUUACCUCCAGACAGAAGAUUAAGAGUUUCUAAUUCAACUCAUGAAAAACAUGAAAAAUAUGAAUCAAUAUAACCGUAAUUAUUCAAUCAAUAUUAUAAGUAAAUGUAUCUCAAAGGAUAGAAUAGAACAUUAAAUUUAAAUAAAUUCUAAUUACUAUGCUAAAGAUGUUAUCCAAUCACUUAAUAAGUAACAUUAUUCAUAAAAGUUACCUAUAAUUUCUGGAACUUAAAGAUAAGAAGAAGAAUAGUUUAUUUUAAGAAAGAACUCUUCAAAUGAACGAAAUCAUAGUAAUCAUAUUAAAAGAUCUAAAAAUGAUUUAUUAAAGAAAGAUCUCUCUAUGUAGCCUAGUGCAGAAAGACCUACUGUUUUGAUGAAAAUAAUUGAAGAACAUUAAUAACUACCUAAAAUAAAAAAAAAGUAGUGA